Dissoconium aciculare CBS 342.82 is the source of this 3072-nucleotide messenger RNA. Its product is annotated as TRP-domain-containing protein. Gene Ontology annotation, biological process: fungal-type cell wall biogenesis; transmembrane transport. The record is from RefSeq and is a predicted model, not a curated record. The transcript has 2 exons. Bases 1 to 3072 code for a protein of 1023 amino acids. Lineage: Eukaryota; Fungi; Ascomycota; Dothideomycetes; Mycosphaerellales; Dissoconiaceae.
AUGAUUUCGCGGUUACGAAUGGGCCUCUUGGUCCUGUUCGCGUGCCUCGGCUUCUUGCAUGUCGCACAAGCACAGUCCUCCAGCGGUGGACCACGAUACGUCACAUACGUCGGAACGGAUGGUAACGCGAUCGCUUUGGAAGAUAACCGGAGACCCGCUCUAUACACGCAAAACUUUGGAGAGUGCAUGGGAGGCAGCGCCAUUGAUCUCUACCGCUUCGAUGCUGCGUACUACCAGGACAAUAUGACUGUCGUCUUCCAUUUGGCAGGCAACUCCAACCUCUACAACCAGAGUCUGAUGAUGUACAUUGGAGUGUUCGCAUACGGUCAGCGUCGCUUCGACUUGGUCUUCAAUCCGUGCCGCGCGAAUAUCGCCAGCCUGUGUCCCGUCAAUAGCUCUGUUCCCAUCUCCGCCCAGGGCAUCAUCCCCGUGGCACCAUCUGACGUGGAGAACAUCCCUGCCAUUGCCCUGAGCAUUCCCGACUUCGAGGGCGAGGCGAUCCUCCGCAUCUUCUCCAACGACACCCAACAACAAAUUUCGUGUUACUCCGCCGUCGUCACCAACGGAGCCUCUUUCGGUCAACCCCAGGCCGUGGGCACCACUCUCGGCGUCUUCGCCAUGAUCGCUGUGCUGGCCUCCUUCGCCACUGCGAUCUACGGAGAAUCCAUCACGACGAUGCGAUUACACUACGCUCAUUCGAUGUCUGUCGGUGUGGUCUUUGCUGUGUUCCAGCACAUCUUCUUCAGCGGUGCACUCUCCCUCAACUGGCCUUCUGUGUUGGUUGCGUGGUGGAGCAAUUUCGCUUGGGCCGGUGGCAUGAUCCGGACUGCUAGCAUGCAGAGCAGCAUUGAUAGCGUGAUCGGCAACUCGGUCGGCAACACCACGCGCGUGGGCGCCGCGCAAGCGGGCUCGGCGCAAUCCAGUUCAUUCGGCGGAGGUUUCCGUGCCAGUUCGAUCUAUGGACGGGCCAUAUCUUCGGCGGUCGACCACGUCGCAAACUCUGUAAUCGGCCGCGGAAUCGCCUCCUCGAUCUAUGAAAGGGACUCGUCGAUGCUUCUCGAGAGCGACCUGACGCAGCACACCAUCGAGAAGCGUCUGGCCCAAAGACUGAUGUCUCGCGAUGUGAUCGCUGAUGCAAGCACUGGCUACAGCUGGUACGGACACAAGGUCUACGAGGGCCUGCCGCUUCCCGGAAACUUCUCCGGAUUCGCUGGAACUCUGUCCCUGGAGGAGAUCCGCCUGAGCAACGCCUUCAUGACUGGCCUCCUCUGGUUUCUCAUCCUCUUGUUCAGCGUCGUCGGCGCUGUCGUACUCUUCAAAUGGCUGGUCGAAGCGCUCAUUCGCAUCAAAUUCGUCAAAGUCAACCGGCUUCGAUUCUUCCGUGAGCACUGGAUUGGAUAUGCCGGACUUGCUGGUCUUCGCACCUGCUUCAUUGCGUUUUUCAUGAUCAUGUUCUUGACCAUGUUCCAAUUCACCUAUCCGACCAGCGCUGCCGUCAACGCGAUUGCCGCCAUCUUCUUCAUCAUUUUCUUCGUGGGGAUGUUGGGCGCUGCGCUAUACGCCGUGCGGUCCCAAAAGCACAAGACUGGCGUUGUUCGCCCCGCUGGUCGAAAGUUUGAAAGGACCACGAUCCUCGGGAAGAUCCCUUGGUUGCGCAGGGCAAAGGCGGACCCAACGGCUGUUGCCCAACCGGAUUUGAGCGAGAUUGGAGAAGAUAAAACUCUGAAGUCGACCGAUGUCAGCAUCUUGGAGGAUCCAGCACCCGUCGGCAUCCACGACGAUGAAGAAUACAUCAAAAAGUUUGGCUGGCUUGCCGCCCGCUUCCGACGCACCAGGUGGUGGUUCUUCACUUUCUGGUUGGGCUACGAGUUCCUGAGGGCCGCGUUCUACGGCGGCUCCUCUGGCGCCCCGAUGACGCAAGUCAUUGGACUCUUGGUGAUCGAGGUUGUCGCCUGGGGGUUCAUCAUUUGGGCACGACCUUUCGAAGGCCAGCGUCUCAAUUUCAUCGUCGUGUGGUGUCUGAGCUUCAGCAAAGUUGCCACCUUGGGCCUGUCUCUGGCUUUCCUCAUCCAAUUCAACGUUGGCCGGAUCAUCACCACGGCGAUCGGAAUAGUCAUCAUCGUCAUUCAGGGAAUCCUGGUCAUCAUCACUCUGGUCGCCAUUCUCCUAGGCGCCAUCAGCUCUUACAUGUCAGUUUCACGCAACCAGGAGGAUUUCCGACCACGGAAAUGGGCGGCCAGACGAGAGAAAUAUUUUGACCACCUGGAUCGUGUUGUCAACGAUCUCCCGGCUGGACCCAAGCCAAAGAAGGUGAAGAAGGUCAAGGUCAAGCCGGUACCACCCCCGGAGCCUGUUCCUGGGUUUGAAGUGCGCAACACCCGCCGUCUUACCAAGAUUGAGGAUGAAGAUGCGGAUUUCACAACCGAGAUGCAGUCAGGGGUUGAUAAUUCGAGGAUCAGUCUGGAUUACGACCAACCUCGAUCACCAACGAUGGGCGCUUCUGUCGGCCGGAACAUGGGGGGAUCGUCCCGACCGGCAAGUAUCAUGAGCGUGCGCAGUCAGGCAAGCUUACCGUAUGGUGCACGACCUCACCGACCCAGCUGGAGCACCAGGGACAUGCCAGCCUUUGCGGAUCGUGAAUACAACGCCCGCGAAAACGGAUCACUAGAUAUAUCCCGACCCCCGAUCCACCACGAGAUCACCCCGCCCUCUCCAACACUCGACCAGGCGAAAAGCCCGAGCCGCAAACAUUUCCGCCACUCCCUGGGCAGCAGUCCGGCCGCCGUCCGACCUCGCGAGAGCUUCGAACAAGCACCCACCCGCGCGUUCGAGAACGUCCCCAUGCCGAGCUCCCGCCCGCGCGCCGACUCCUCCUCCCGCCCGGCGUCCCGGAACUCCUACAUGAUGCACGAGGCGGACGACCUGGACCGCGAACCGCGCCCGCUGAACAAGCGGGCCAGUUGGGGCGCCAACUCCCACCACCGCUCCCAGUCUGUCCUCGAGCCCGCGCGGGAGGCCGAUGAGAUCCCGCCGAUGCCCGCGCUCCCGGCGAAACGGUCCGAUUCGGACUGA